Molecule: messenger RNA, 3792 nt
Organism: Nematostella vectensis (starlet sea anemone)
Lineage: Eukaryota; Metazoa; Cnidaria; Anthozoa; Actiniaria; Edwardsiidae
Exons: 17
Coding region: 48-2915 (955 amino acids)
Cellular component (GO): nucleus; cytoplasm
Molecular function (GO): protein serine/threonine phosphatase activity
Source: RefSeq, a predicted model, not a curated record
CACAUAUUGCUACCAAAUCUAACUGGUAUGAAAUACAGGCCUGAUAUAUGUUAGCCAGACUGGUAAAAACGUCAUUGCGUGAUAGCAAAAUAAUAACACUAUUGAAUAUUUUACCCCUCCCUAGCAAGAUUGAAGGUGAAAAAUUUGUAAACAUGGCUGAUUUGUGUUCAUCAAUCCACGUUCCGGCUUCAGCUCCUAAAAACGACGAUUUCCCGGUGGUUUCUUUGCGAGUUCGACUUGUGGUGAAGAGCAUCAAAGAAGAAAAAGUAUUGCUGGAGAAAUGUAAGCGAGAUGGGGACUGGCAUCUCCCCGAUGUUUGUGUGAAAGAAGGCGAAAUGCUCGUCACAGCAAUUGAUCGAUGGUUCCUGUUUCAUUCUCAGCUGAACCUCAGCAGCAUAAAAAACCAGGGGAUCUUGACAAUCCAAAGAGAUUCAACAAGAAACAGAAAACUCUCUUUUGUUUUCUUGGUAACCUACCAUGACAAUGACAAUUAUUCUCUGGAUGAGACCAAGAAGACUGAUAACUAUGAGGUUGGUAUGCCUGGUGGUCAUGUGACUGGUACAAGUACCAGUGGCAAAAAAGGGCAUCCUUGUGAGCUGCCUGAUGGUCACAUGACUGGUAAAACAAGUAACAAUGGCAAGGAAGAGCAUUCAUGUGAGCUGUGUAGUGGACGAAGGGAGAAGGCCAGCUUGAACUGGUUUACUUUGAGGGAUAUCAUUGAGAGUGAACAGGAGGUUCAUCAUGAAUACAGGCAUCUGAUCUACAAAGCUUUGGAAACAGAGCCACAAACAAUCCCUCUGGGUUUUCUUGAAGAAGUGAUGCCAGAGAAAACCAACCGAAAACCUCCAGAAAAACAGCCUGCUCCCAUUCAUCAGCGACUGACUUCAGUUAUCAGAAAGAAUCCUUUGUCUUUAGAGCAUUGUGAGCGCAAGCCUCGCUCUUCUACAACAUUGAUGGCUAUUUCUGAGGAGACAAUGAAAAACCACCAAGAGAAUGAAAUCCUAUCUAGUGUAGAAGAGAGCUCUUAUCGCAAGCUAGUUGAUGCUGCACAUUUUGGUAAACUUGAGCAAGAGUUUAUCAGAAAAGUGUUCCACAAGUAUGUCAGUCCUGAUGCGUCAGGCUUAAAUUGUGAGCAGUUUACUUCACUGAUGUCAGAACUUGGUAUAGCACCUCAAAAGGCUACCGACUUCUUCAGGGCAUUUGACACUGAGAAGGAAGGCUCAGUGAACUACAAGAGGAUACUUCAUGGCCUAGCAGCUAUGGAACCAAUCACUCCCCAUGGAGGGCCUUCAGGAGAGCUGCGAUGCCGCUACAUAUUUUAUUACUAUAACAAGGAAAAGCCUGGGCUGUUGAACUAUAAUGAGUUUAGGUCCCUGGUUAGAGACAUUCGCCUGGCUAAAGGAAAGAGCAUUUCAGAUAAAGAUGUGGACGAGGAAGCAAGAAAUAGUGCUACUUUGUUUGGUGAUGAAGUGAAAGAUGCCUUGCCUCUGGUUGACUUCCUUGAGUCUGUUGGGAGCCUAAAAUUCCGUGGUACUUCCACUUUAUUCCGUCUACCUCAAUCUAUCGUCAAGCUCGCACAAGAGGAUCUUUUCAAGGGUUUGGUCGGCAGUGAGUCUAAUGAUGGUGCAGUCAAAUGGGGCAAAAAGCGAAAGAGUGUUAGCAGCGAAUUCGAAGAGACUUGCAUGGACUUGGUUGAUAAGGGAUUUCCUACUGAUGUUAUGCAGAAACCGUCAUACGACCUUGCCAUUCACUCCGUCAAAGUUAGACGCAGUGGCAUGCUGAGUGACGUGAGUGCAUUAUGGGACAUGCGCGAUACCGAGGCUAUCAGUGGUAGCACAGCGGUUCAUCUAGAAGGGAAGAGGUACAACAUAGCUAGGAUGCCCUCUGUCAACACGUUCAACAAGCAAUCGGACGCAAAUCAGAUGCUUGCCGCCUUGCGCUACUUUGAACGUCCCAUUAAGUCUAGCGCAGCCACCAAGCUGGGGGCUGGUAAGGAGGGCUUCGCGUGGGGCGUGGUCGAAAUGGGGGCGCUGGCCAACUGCCUGUUGUCGGUGUGCCGCAGCCUAAGGGAGGUCGUGAUGGAGGAACCAAGAAUGCUUCGAGUGCAGUCUCCUGUCUACGUUCUAGGGGAUCUGCAUGGGAACUUCCGUGAUCUCGUGUGCUUCGAGAAGUUAUUAUGGCGGAUGGGCCCAGUCCUUACUCCGUCAAACUUCCUCUUCCUUGGUGACUACGUUGACCGCGGGGAGAAUGGGGUCGAGGUCGUCGCGUACCUCUUCUCUCAGAAGCUGCUGGCGCCCACGAAGUUCUUCCUUAUUCGCGGGAACCACGAGUACAGAACAAUCCAAAAGCUAUUCACAUUCAAACGGGAGUGUCACGCCAAGUUUGGUGACGAGGUGGGACAGGAAGUGUGGAAAGCAAUCAACUCUGUGUUUGACGUCCUUCCACUCGCUGCAACCAUUGACGAUAAGGUGUUCUGUGUUCAUGGCGGUAUUCCUAUGCCUUCCCAUGGCAGCGGACUCCUCAAGGCCAUUGACGAAGUCCCAGUUCUCUUAGAUGAACCCGAGAAACAAAAUGAGCUGGCCUGGGAGCUAAUGUGGGGUGACCCCUUGAGGGGACAGGAUACAACACCAGAACUGGAAAAAGAAAUGUCCGAACAUGAUGGCUUUGUGCACAACAAGCGUCGCGGGACAGCACAUGUCUUCAGUGCGCAUGCGCUGGACGCAUUCCUCGAGAGGAAUGAUCUUUCUCACGUGAUCAGAGCACACGAAGUGCAGCAAGCCGGCUUCCAGGUACAGCAAAACGGAAGACUGCUGACCGUGUUUUCGUCAUCCGGGUAUUGUGGUGGAGCUAACGAGGCAGCCUGCAUCCUUGCCGAUCGUAGCAGACUGCGCACAAUCCGUCUGGACACCAGCUGACCAGGGGCUGAAGGCGCUAGUUACAAGAUGGUUCACUAAAUACCCUGCUACUAGGAAAUGAAUGUUGGGUUGAAAACAAAAUAAAACUUUCCGAUACUUUGCUAUCAUUCCUGCAAGGCCAAACACUUUAGAUCGCUCGUUCGCUUGCUCAAAGAAACUUGUUUGCAACAUAUCGUUUGCAUUAACGUUUCACAUUUGUUGCGUUUUCCAAAUCGACUGGCUACAGUUUAAAUCGCGCCACAAGAACACCCAUUUUCGGGAUACCGGAUCAACGAACUCUUGAACAUCGAUAUUAUGAUAUAUAUUUAUGCUCUUUUGGUUCUAAUACAUAAUGCCAAAUGGAAGGUGAGGUAUCGAAAAACUCCACGAGCCUCUUCAUAUUUCUGCUGGGUGCCCGAAAAUAUAGAUUAACCUUGCGACAAGUUUACUUAUCUUUAUUCUUAUUACACAUUGAAAAAAUAGGUAGGCAGUUGGUCUUAGAACUAUCAUUCGAUGUCAUUCGGCCGUUGCACUGUAUCUUGAAAUAGGUCUAACACAUUAACUUGACCAUCAGGCACGUUUGCAUAUGACACCUUACACUGCGCACACCCUCAGGUCACGCGCCAUCGUGUUCUAUUUCCACUCUGUUGGAUCAGUUCUUAUGGCAAAACCUGUGCUUGGACUUAAACUCCGUAUUAGAUUUUCAUUGAUCUUUUAUUGAACCAGUGGAUUAUAAGUGGUAUGGGAGCAAUCGUCUAUAAUAUUAUUGUUCUGUUUCCAUCAUCCGUCAGUUUAGUUUUUUAGCCAAAAGAAUUGCAAGCUAGAAUUCAAAGUCAUAUGGACAUUGGUGUAUGGAUUUAUAUUGAGGAAGAAAAUAAUUAAAUGCUCCCUUCCCGGC